Messenger RNA from Prorocentrum cordatum, 1871 nucleotides. NCBI's taxonomy places the organism in Eukaryota, Dinophyceae, Prorocentrales, Prorocentraceae. The record is from the annotation of a GenBank genome assembly.
CUGGAAAUGCUUCGUUCGAGCGCGUGUCGUCGUGCUUCCAGACUAUGCGUGCUCGAUCCGCUGGUUGCCACAUCUGCUCAAGAUCUAUGCUGCCUGCUGGAGAGCCCGUGCAGGCUGAGCAAGCAAACCCACUGUAUCUUCGAUGCCGAGUCCGUCGACGGGGCUCGGGAGUUCUUUCUUGCCAGUGAGAGUACAGCUAGCUGAUCAGAGAGGGGCGGGGCAGCGGUAGGAUGACCUAUGUCCUCGUCACUGUGGACAAGGCCGCGCAGCACGGACCGGCGCACGCGAGUGCCACCACCACGGACAGCGAGCAGCACGAGGCGCCCGACUUUGCCGCCCCAGGCGGCCACCUGGAGCUCGGCCUCGCGAGAGCCGUGCCGACCGUGCCCGAGGCCCAGCACCUGUGGGCGUGCCUCAGCGAGCUGGCAGCGGAACUCGCAGCUGCUCCGCGCGUACGCGCAGGUCAGUCCGCUGGUGCGGGGCCUGGCGCUGCUGGUGAAGCUCUGGCCCAAGGCCGCGGGCGUCUGCGGGGCGCAGAGCCGGAACCUGACCUCCUAUACGCGCUGGCGCUGAUGGCGACCUACUUCCUGCAGGUCCGCCACGACUUCGGGCUGCCCCUGCUCUCCACGCAGCUCUUCGACGGCUCCGGGCGCCUGCCGGCCGCUCCGCGCUGGGAGUGCCGGGGCCCCGCUGCCCGGGGCGCCUGCGGCAGUUUUGCCGCGUUCUACGCGCGGGAGCUCGAGUGGGGCAGGGAGGUCGUCUCGGUGCGGCUCGGCCGGCGGUGCAGGGCUGGCAGCCCAGAGUUCACCCUUGUUGCCGACUGCCGCGGAUCACCGCCUGCACGUUUUGAGGACCCCUUCCUCACGGGCAUGAGCCUGAGCCGCGUGCUGGGCCUCGAGCAGGAGGCCCAGCUGCAGGCGUCGCUGCGCGCCGCCAGGCCCCGCGCUGCGGGGGGGCGGCCUGCCACUGGGCUUGGGCGGCGUGGUGGAGGUGAGCGCUGGCGGAGUGCUUGCUGGCUGAGGUCGGGGCCUAAGAGACGGGGGUCAGUGCAGACGGGGGUCAGCCAGGGCGCCGGAUCCUGCAGGAUCCUGCGAAGGCCCCCUCUGGCUGACCCGGGUUAGCGAGCCGCUCGUGGCCGCGAGGCGGCCGCGCCUAUUGGCUGACCCGGUUUUGCGAAGACCUGCGUUGCAGUUUUUUUGUUCUUGGAUUGCAGUUUUUGAUUUCCUGCUGACCCGGGUCUGGCUUGGCCUGGGUCAGAAGAUCCCCGAUGAGGGAGGUGAUGAUUUCCGCGGGGCUCGUGCCGAAGGAGACCUGCAGGGCGGCCUUCCGGGCCGGGCCCGCUCCAGGCCCGGGGGGAGGAGGAGGACGCAGACGGACGUCUUCGAGGCAAAGCUUUCCCUCGGGGAUGGUCGUCGGCAUCGACUCCUCCUCCGUCGUCCGCUUGCGCUGCCACAACGCGACGGGCACCGCGCUCGGGUACAGUAGAGUACAGAAGCCAUGCGUCAACCCUUGGCACGGCGCUUGGGCAACACUGCCACCAUUGUGCCUGGUUUCCGGCGUGGCACGCGGGCAGAAGAGCGCGCCGUUGGUACCCCCUGCGAGCGUGAGAUGAACCGGAGCAGAGGGCAGGGACAGAGAUAGCUUGUUGCCUCAGGUUCAUUUCUCAAUAAUCUGUAGACGCACUGUGCCCACCGCGCUCGGGCACGCUUCGUAAUUGGCAACGCUGCAGCCUGGCCUGGUCGUGGCGAUGUACGGUCCCGCUUAUAUUAUUUAUGUCUGUAUGUUUCUUUCCCUCCUGAAAAUCAUGUGCGCAGUCUUUGCUCCCAGAGCUCCCGGCUCGUGGCCCUGGUCUUGCCGGGCUGCCGGCGCAG